CUAGGCGAGGACCUAAACAUGGCGGAGGUCUCCUCAGCGUCCCGAAGCUCGCGCGGGCGUGCGGAUGGGGAAGAUGCGGCUUCCCCUGAGGAGGUGAUGACGGAGAUGGACGGGGACGACCGGGAGCAAUUCGAGUGCCACGAACUGCUCGCAUGCCCGGUGCAGUUGGAGGAUUCUGAGGAAGAGGAGACGGACGCGGAGGACGUGGACCCCGUGGCGGAGGCCGAGACCGUGGCCGCCGGCUGGAUGCUCGAUUUCCUCUGCCUGUCUCUGUGCCGGGCUUUCCGCGACGGCCGCUCCGAGGACUUCCACCGCACCCGCGACAGCGCGGAGGCUAUUAUUCAUGGACUAUCUAGUCUUACAACCUAUCAGUUGAGAACUAUAUACAUAUGUCAGUUUUUGACAAGAAUUGCAGCAGGAAAAUCCCUUGAUGUACAGUUUGAAAGUGAUGAACGUAUUACACCCUUGGAAUCAGCCUUGAUGAUUUGGACUUCAAUUGAAAAGGAGCAAAAUAAACUUCAUGAAGAAAUACAAAAUUUAAUUAAAGUUCAGGCAGUAGCUGUUUGUCUGGAAAAUGGCAAUUUUAAGGAAGCAGAAGAAGUAUUUGAACGAAUAUUUGGUGACCCAGAUUCAUAUACGUCUUUAGAAAGGAAAUUGUUUACAAUAAUCUCUCAGAAAGCUACAUACCACUCCUUUUUUCAACACUUCAGCUACACCGACAUGAUGGAAAAAAUUAAGAAUUAUGUGAACUAUGUGGUAAAUGAAAAAUCAUCAACUUUUCUAAUGAAGGCAGCAACAAAAGUAGUAGAAAGUGAAAAAGCAAGAAUAAUGACAUCUCAAGAUAAGCCCAAUAAGAAGAACAUUGAAAUGGAAACUGAAGUUGAUUUAUGUAAAGGAAAAAGGUCUCACAAGGAUCUCUUUUUAUCAAAGUUAUCACUUGGAAGCAGUCAACAGUACGUUAGUAAGAAAGAAAAAGUGGAAGCUCUUCAAAGUGGAAAAAGGAAAAAAGAAAACAAAAGAACCACUGAAAAUAAGAGAUCAUACGCUGCAGAGGAUCAUUGCAUAAGUCCCCGAAAGCAGAGAUCUAGGAAAAAACAGAAGGCAUGGCUUUGGGAAGAAGACAGUAAGUUGAAGUCUGGUGUGAGGAAAUUUGGAGAAGGAAACUGGACAAAAAUAUUAUUACAUUACAAAUUCAAAAACAGAACAAGUGUCAUGUUAAAAGACAGAUGGAGAACUAUGAAGAAACUAAAACUGAUUUAAUCAGACAUGACAAUGAAGACUGAUUACAUUUGUCAGAACUUGGAAAAGAUAUUAAAUACUGUCCCUACAUUUUUUUGAAACUUGGUGGCCAUUAUUUUAAAAUUUUGUUUAGAGCAUUAAUUUUUUUCCUGUAACCUUAAGUGAAUGAGGAUUUGUGUGAACUUAUAUGCCAUCAUUGUAUACUUCAAAAAUCUUUAUUUUGACAAAAAUGUAAAUAUAUUUUAUGUAUAUAAAAAUAAAGCCUAAUUGACAACCAAAA
Messenger RNA from Dipodomys spectabilis (banner-tailed kangaroo rat), 1519 nucleotides. It is a transcript of the gene Terf1, whose product is annotated as telomeric repeat binding factor 1. Gene Ontology annotation, cellular component: nucleus; chromosome, telomeric region. The record is from RefSeq and is a predicted model, not a curated record. Gene Ontology annotation, molecular function: telomeric repeat DNA binding; protein homodimerization activity. The coding region runs from base 19 to 1260 and encodes 413 amino acids. The transcript has 9 exons. NCBI's taxonomy places the organism in Eukaryota, Metazoa, Chordata, Mammalia, Rodentia, Heteromyidae. Gene Ontology annotation, biological process: telomere maintenance.